Molecule: messenger RNA, 1360 nt
Organism: Nannospalax galili (Upper Galilee mountains blind mole rat)
Lineage: Eukaryota; Metazoa; Chordata; Mammalia; Rodentia; Spalacidae
Product: AT-rich interactive domain-containing protein 1B-like
Exons: 2
Source: RefSeq, a predicted model, not a curated record
UUUCAUUUCAAGCUGAACUCAAAAACUUUGCAGCAUGAAAGGCCGGAGCGGGAGCCGGCUCCAGGCGUAAGGCGCGUCCCCGGCGCGGCUCCCCGGGCUGCAGGGGGGAGGGCGCCGCGCUCGCCCGGGCCGCGUGGAUGCGCAGGAGGGGCGGCCGGCUGCAAGUGGGGACAUUGUCUCCCCCCACCCGGUCGCGAUCAUGGCCGCGCGGGCAGCAGCGGCGGCGCGGGCGCGUGCGGGCGGCGGCCAGCGGUCCGGGGCCCGGGACCUGAACACGGGUGCGCGCGGCGCGGUGGCGGCCGUGGGCCCCACGCCUGGGGACGGCGACGGCGGCCCGAGUACUGUGCACCCCCACCCCCUGCACCCCCGUCACGACCCGAAUAUGGCCCAUAGCGCGAGCGCCGCGGCCACCGCCAGCUCCAGCCGCGCCAAGAGCGGCUCGGACGCGGCGCUCAGGGAGGCUGGAGGCGCCGGCGCGCCGUCCUCCUCCUCCUCCUCUUCCUCCUCCUCUUCCUCCUCCUCCGCGGGCCCCGGCUCGGCCAUGGAGACCGGGCUGCUCCCCAACCACAAACUGAAAGCCGUUGGCGAGGCCCCCGCCGCAGCGCCCCACCAUCACCACCAUGCCCACCAUCACCACCACCAUGCCCACCACCUCCACCACGCACUCCAGCAACUAAACCAGUUCCAGCAACAUCAGCAGCCGCCGCCGCCGCCGCCGCCGCCGCAACAGCCACAGCAGCAGCAGCAGCAGCAGCAUCGCAUUGCCAACAACAGCCUGGGCGGCGCGGGCGCCGGCGGCGCGCUUCAGCCGGGCCCGGACAUGGAGCAGCCGCAACAUGGAGGCGCCAAGGACAGUGCCGCGGGCGGCCAAGCCGACCCCCCGGGCCAGCCUUUGCUGAGCCAGCCGGGCGCCGAGGACGACACGCCGCCCAAGAUGGGGGAGCCGGCGGCCGGCCGCUACGAGCACCCGGGCCUGGGCGCGCAGCAGCCCGCGCCAGUCGCGGUGCCCGGGGGUGGCGGCGGCCCCGCGGCCGUCGCGGAGUUUAAUCAUUACUACGGCGGCGCUGCCCAUGCGAGCGGCGGCCGCGCUGGGCCUGGCUUUGAUCAACAUGGCGGACAACAAAGCCCCGGGAUGGGGAUGAUGCAUUCCGCCUCCGCCACCGCCGGGGCCCCCGGCAACAUGGACCUCCUGCAGAACUCCCACGAAGGGUACCCCAACAGCCAGUACAACCAUUAUCCGGGCUACAGCCGGCCCGGCGCGGGCGGCGGCGGCGGCGGCGGAGGAGGAGGAGGCAGCGGAGGAGGAGGAGGAGGUGGAGGAGGUGGAGGAGGAGGAGGAGGAGGAGGAGGAGGAGGAGGG